GCGGCUACACCAUGCGAGCACAAAUUGAAGUGAUACCAUGCAAAAUUUGUGGCGAUAAAUCCUCUGGGAUCCACUACGGAGUCAUCACGUGUGAAGGCUGCAAGGGAUUCUUUAGAAGGAGCCAGCAGAACAAUGCCUCUUACUCCUGCCCGAGGCAGAGAAACUGUUUAAUUGACAGAACCAACAGAAACCGUUGCCAACACUGCCGACUGCAGAAGUGUCUUGCCCUAGGAAUGUCGAGAGAUGCUGUGAAGUUUGGGAGGAUGUCCAAGAAGCAGAGGGACAGCCUGUAUGCUGAGGUGCAGAAGCACCAGCAACGGCUGCAGGAGCAGCGGCAGCAGCAGAGUGGGGAGGCGGAAGCCCUCGCCAGGGUGUACAGCAGCAGCAUCAGCAAUGGCCUCAGCAACCCGAACAACGAGGCCAGUGGCACUUACGCCAACAGACACGUCAUGGACCUUCCCAAGUCCGAGGGUUAUUACAACGUGGAUUCCGGCCAGCCGUCCCCUGAUCAGUCAGGACUUGACAUGACUGGAAUCAAACAGAUAAAGCAAGAACCCAUCUAUGACCUCACAUCCGUACCCAACUUGUUUACCUAUACUUCUUUCAACAAUGGGCAGUUAGCACCAGGGAUAACGAUGACGGAAAUCGAUCGAAUUGCGCAGAACAUCAUUAAGUCCCAUCUGGAGACAUGUCAAUACACCAUGGAGGAGCUACACCAGCUGGCAUGGCAGAUCCACACGUAUGAAGAAAUUAAAGUGUAUCAAAGCAAGUCCAGGGAAGCACUGUGGCAGCAAUGUGCCAUCCAGAUCACUCACGCCAUCCAAUAUGUGGUAGAGUUUGCAAAGCGAAUAACAGGCUUCAUGGAACUCUGUCAGAAUGAUCAAAUCCUGCUUCUGAAGUCAGGUUGCUUGGAAGUGGUUUUAGUGAGAAUGUGCCGUGCCUUCAACCCAUUAAACAACACUGUUCUGUUUGAAGGAAAAUAUGGAGGAAUGCAAAUGUUCAAGGCCUUAGGUUCUGAUGACCUAGUGAAUGAAGCAUUUGACUUUGCAAAGAAUUUGUGUUCCUUGCAGCUGACUGAAGAAGAGAUUGCUUUGUUCUCAUCUGCUGUUCUGAUAUCUCCAGACCGAGCCUGGCUGAUAGAACCAAGGAAGGUCCAGAAGCUUCAGGAAAAAAUUUAUUUUGCACUUCAACAUGUGAUUCAGAAGAAUCACCUGGAUGAUGAGACCUUGGCAAAGUUAAUAGCCAAGAUACCAACCAUCACGGCAGUUUGCAACUUGCACGGGGAGAAACUGCAGGUAUUUAAGCAAUCGCAUCCAGACAUAGUGAAUACACUCUUUCCUCCGUUAUACAAGGAGCUCUUUAAUCCUGACUGUGCCACCGUCUGCAAGUGAAGGUGACGAGCGAACUGUCUCAUAGUCAUGGAAUGCAGCACCAUUAAGACAAAAGCAAUGUGUUCAUGAAGACUUAAGGAAAAUGUCACUACUGCAACAUUAGGAAUGUCCUGCACUUAAUACAAUUAUUUUUCACCGCUACA
Messenger RNA from Mesoplodon densirostris (Blainville's beaked whale), 1534 nucleotides. It is a transcript of the gene RORB, whose product is annotated as RAR related orphan receptor B. Bases 12 to 1391 code for a protein of 459 amino acids. Gene Ontology annotation, biological process: regulation of transcription by RNA polymerase II. Gene Ontology annotation, cellular component: nucleus. Gene Ontology annotation, molecular function: zinc ion binding; nuclear receptor activity; RNA polymerase II cis-regulatory region sequence-specific DNA binding. Lineage: Eukaryota; Metazoa; Chordata; Mammalia; Artiodactyla; Ziphiidae. The transcript has 10 exons. The record is from RefSeq and is a predicted model, not a curated record.